Molecule: messenger RNA, 418 nt
Organism: Gryllus bimaculatus (two-spotted cricket)
Lineage: Eukaryota; Metazoa; Arthropoda; Insecta; Orthoptera; Gryllidae
Source: the annotation of a GenBank genome assembly
AUUGAAAUACAGUACAAAUGCAUUUCAAGACAAUUUGGAUUUUUCCAAUAUGGCUCUAUCAGUUGUAAAGAAACUUCCUGUUUCUGACAACUUUCUACAGAAAUUGUUUGACUUUAAAGAAAUGCUCUCUAAUAUCAUGGGAGCCAACAAAUAUCAAUUGGGAUCAAUUGUUCAAAAUACUGUGCAAAGGAAAUUCAAAAGAAGUUCAGAUAGCCUACUUUCUGAUAUAAAGGAAGUUAAAGAAUGGCUGGCAUAUGAGUAUGAAAAUAUAAAUGAAAAAUUAAAUAGUCCCGAUCCCAGGAUAGUGAAAUAUGGCAUUAAAGGUUUGCUACCUCUAUCACAUCGGCAAAUGAUGUGUGGUAGUGCCACACCAGGAAAGCCUGAAAUAUUUGGUAGGUGUAAAACAUUGGAAAGCUAU